AUGAGCCGCAACGAGCUGAUCGACUUAGAUAAGCAACGUAGCGAACACGCUCUAACUUGGUGGAGGCUAUGGCAAGAAUCUUACUUGUCCGACUUAAAAAGAUUCCAUUGUCGCAAGGGAAAGGGUACUAGAAUCCCCCGCGUUGGCGAAAUCGUCCUGCUAAAGGAGCCGAAUAUCAAGCGUGUUUCGUGGCCUACGGCCAUUAUAACGGAAUUGAUUCCCGGCUAUGACGGCAAGAUACGAGCUGUAAAGUUACGUCUUCGUUCAGAAAAGGAAAAAAGCGGUCUCCAGACCAUUUAUCCAUUGGAAAUUCAACAUGACGUGGAUCUGCCCGUCAAUUUUUCCGUAGACGGAUCUAGAGAAGCCGAGGCUGGCCAAGAAGAAGGAGGUGCAUCCGCGCCUGAGAAGAAACCCCCGCAAGAAGAAAAAGGAUUCGCCGACGAGGACUCGCGAUUCCGGUGGGGAGGAUGUUGCGGAUCACGACCCGCCACCUGA
Molecule: messenger RNA, 495 nt
Organism: Daphnia magna
Lineage: Eukaryota; Metazoa; Arthropoda; Branchiopoda; Diplostraca; Daphniidae
Exons: 1
Coding region: 1-495 (164 amino acids)
Source: RefSeq, a predicted model, not a curated record